AUGGACUCGAGACACGAGCAAAUUAGAAAAGCAAUAAAUGAAGCAGAUUUGAAAAUGUUGAAAAAGAUAGCGACGACUGGACCAGGUUUGAUAAAUUCGGAUUUUCGUCGUGAAUGCUGGCCAUUACUUUUACAUUGCACAUUUGAUGACGAGAAGAGAACAAAAGGCCGAGCAGAAGAUAUUUCGUUAAAAGAUCGACAUCAAGUGGAAGCUGAUAUUAAUCGUUCCUUUGUUCAUUUUCCGAAAGGAAUAUCCUCAAUAGAAAAGACGGAAAAAAUAAAGCAACUACAAGAAGUAAUAAUAACAGUUUUGAAGCGGCAUCCAGAUAUUUCUUAUUAUCAGGGAUUUCAUGACGUAUGCUCGUUUCUGCUACUGAUCUUGGGCGAAGAAACAGCCAUAAAUGUUGCGGAACAAAUAGUAAUGGGACCAUUGAGAGAUGCAGCACGCGAGUCUUUGGAGCCUUUCAUGCGAAAUCUUACUUUAGUAGGUGAAUUAGUGAAGAAAGAAGAUGCGCAAUUAUAUAACUUUCUAGUAUCGUCGGAAGUUUUUCCCGAACCUAUCUCAUGCAUUAGCUGGCUAAUGACAUGGUGUUCACAUAAUGUCUACGAUUUAGACAAACUCGCGCGAAUAUUUGAUUACAUGAUUGCGUCGAACGCGCAAAGUACGUGCGCAUAUUUCACCGCCGCAGUAAUAUUAAGUCGAAAAAGCGAACUUUUAGCAAUAAACGAUGAUGAUUGCAGUCUGUUACACGUGCAUCUUGGCAAAUUCCCACAAGAUGCCAACAUCGAUUAUCUCAUCGAAAAAGCUGUAUCACUACAAUCUCGUUAUUCACCCGAAGACAAACUCAACAAACUUUUCAGCUUACUUCUUGUUCCGAAGAACUUCUGGCACUCGCAGAUCGAGGAAAUACGCGAAAAAGUCUCGGGCGCUGUGAAAACACUUGGCUGGUUUCUUUUUGGGCUACAAAUUGCAAUCAAACAAGCUCUCGACGCAUUCGAUGGACGUUCUCUUCCGAUUACUUACGACCAAGAAACAGAACAUCUCGUUUGGGCAUUUUUAACCGAACGCAAAGUUCUCAGAAAAUUAUUUGUUAAAAAGUAUAACGAUCACCGAAUUGCCAAUGACACUCGGGAACUUGCUGAGGAAUAUGAAGAUCUUAUACAAAAAUUACUCGAUAUCGCGACAGAAAGCGACAGACAAAAUAAACAUUCAGCAUCAAAAUCAGAACAAUUAACCGAAAAUUUGAAAACUAGAAGAACAAUAGCGGGCAUCGUCUCUGGGGCUGCGAUAGUUGCUGCGCCAUUAACAAGUGGUGCCAGUUUAAUUGCUGCCGCCCUUGCUUCCACUGUAGCAGUUCAUGCCAAUGAAAAGAUAAAAGCUGAAGCUAAAAAAACAGAAAUCGUCGUCAAUACUAAAAGUAAAUUGAUUGAAAAAAUAUCUAACAUAAGUGAAAAUGUAAAACAAUUCGAAAUUGUAUGGAGAGGUUUGGCUGAUGAAGCUGUAUUGCAAAAGGAAAAUACCGCAGAUGAUCCGAUUAUCAAUAAAGACGAUUUAAAAUUGAAAUGGGAAGAGAUGUAUGAGAUGUUUAAAUCAUACGCAAACAAUGCUCAAAGAAGAUUAGAUGACGCCAGUGUAAUUUGGAUCGAGUCUGGCGCUGCUUCUGCUGGAAAGAGCAUUGGAGAAUUAUCAUUGAUUAUCUUUUCAUUAGAAUUAAUAUUAUCCGAUUUUCGUUAUUAUGUAACAUUAUUAUCAAGAAGUUAUAUGUAUUUAAACUAA
Ambispora leptoticha is the source of this 1776-nucleotide messenger RNA. Lineage: Eukaryota; Fungi; Glomeromycota; Glomeromycetes; Archaeosporales; Ambisporaceae. The record is from the annotation of a GenBank genome assembly.